AUGCCAUGCCGUGCCGUGCAGGCUGAGAACACAUGCCUGGUCUGCAGGGAGCAGGCAGAGUUCAGACUGUCUCCACUUGGCUGUGCCCUUGUGGUCUUAUGUAUUAAACAGCGCCAGGAGGCAUCACUCACUGCUCCCCGGAGUCCUGCGGCCACAGACCGGGUUCACAUCUCGGGGGAACAGCAGCUGGAGCUCGGUCCGUCCGUGGGAGAUGGCGGCUGUGGCGUGUGCGUGAAGCCUGCCGGGUCCACAGCAGUGUUUCUGCAGCAGUAUGACCCAGUGGUGUCCGGGCUGCAGAGAUGUCUCCGGAUGGACGCAGCUGAGUCUGGGGAACAGGAUCUUCAGAGUAAUCCUCCCAGCGCCACUUUUAAUGAAACAGAUUCUCAAAAGGAUCAAAGCACAUCUGUCUUUGUGGCUUUUCCUGCAAACCUCAAACCUUCUGGAUCCAGCCUGACUUUUGGAAUCGACCGCACCUUGUUGUCUGGAGUAAACAAUGACCUCCUGAUACACAUCGUUUACAAAUCAAGCAUGAUGGAAGGAGUCCAUGCCGGGACUAUGGGCCUGGACCCUCGCCGCCAAGAACUACUCGAGGCUCGGUUUUCAGGAGCCGGUGUCGGAAAGAAUUCUGUCAACAGCGAAUCGUCCAACCAGUCGCUGUGCAGUGCCGGGUCGCUCAGUGACAAAGAGCUGGAGACACCAGAGAAAAAGAGCAGUGGACCGAGAGGCCGGAAGAGGAAGGGCGAGGUUUCUGAUGCCACCAACCACCAGGGAAAUGGAAAAGGACAGAAAGUCAGUGACUACUUCGAUUUCCAGCACAGCAGCCCGUCCUCCACUGGAUCCAUCUUCACCGACUCCUCGUCCUGCAGCUCGCUCAAAACUCUGCGCCACAACUUCUGCGCUCACAAAGCCAUACAGUCUGAGCUGACGCUGCUGAAGCUCACGGCUCUGGAGAACGACAAGAACUCGGACCUGGAGAAGAAGGAGGGCAGGAUAGACGACUUACUGAGGGCCAACUGUGACCUGAGGCGGCAGAUCGACGAGCAGCAGAAAGUCUUGGAGCGCUACAAAGAACGGCUCAACAAGUGUGUGACCAUGAGCCAGAAGCUGCUGGUGGAGAAGUCCAAACAAGAGAAGAAGUCGUGCAGGGACAAGAGCAUGCAGGACCGCCUCCGCCUCGGACACUUCACCACGGUCCGACACGGAGCCUCCUUCACCGAGCAGUGGACCGACGGAUACGCCUUCCAGAACCUCAUCAAGCAACAAGAGCGCAUCACGUCGCAGCGGGAGGACAUGGAGCGACAGAGGAAGCUGCUCGGGAAAAGAAAACCUCCGUCUGUGUCGCAGUCGCCUUCGCUCAACGUCGAACAAAGCAAACGAAAGAACAGGAGCAACGGCCAAGAGAGCGAGGCGUUGUCAGUUGCCGAGUACCAUGAGCAGGAGGAGAUCUUCAAGCUUCGUAUCGGUCAUCUAAAAAAGGAAGAGGCAGAGAUCCAAGCUGAACUGGAGCAGCUGGAGCGAGUGCGGAACCUCCACAUCCGAGAACUGAAGAGGAUCCACAACGAAGACAGCUCUCAAUUCAAAGACCACCCGACGUUGAAUGACCGAUACCUACUGCUGUAUUUGCUUGGACGAGGUGGUUUUAGUGAAGUUUAUAAAGCAUUUGAUUUAACGGAACAAAGAUAUGUAGCUAUUAAAAUUCACCAGCUCAACAAGAACUGGAGAGAGGAGAAGAAGGAAAACUACCACAGACACGCCUACAGGGAAUACAGAAUCCACAAAGACCUUGACCAUCCGAGAAUAGUCAAGCUCUACGACUACUUUUCACUUGACACAGACUCAUUUUGCACAGUGUUGGAGUUUUGCGAGGGCAACGAUCUGGAUUUUUACUUGAAGCAGAAUAAGCUGAUGACGGAGAAAGAGGGCCGUUCUAUCGUGAUGCAGAUCGUCAACGCCCUCAAGUACCUCAACCAGAUUCGGCCCCCCAUCAUCCAUUACGACCUCAAACCCGGAAACAUCCUCUUGGUGAACGGCACGGCGUGUGGAGAGAUUAAAAUCACAGACUUUGGUUUGUCCAAGAUCAUGGAGGACGACAGCUCCGCAGACGGCAUGGACCUGACGUCACAGGGCGCGGGGACGUACUGGUACCUUCCCCCGGAGUGUUUCGUGAUGGGGAAAGAACCUCCCAAAAUUUCCAAUAAAGUGGAUGUUUGGUCCGUUGGAGUAAUCUUUUACCAGACGUUAUACGGACGCAAGCCAUUUGGUCAUAACCUGUCACAGCAAGAUAUUCUUCAAGAAAACACUAUUCUAAAAGCCACUGAGGUUCACUUUCCCCCAAAGCCUGCAGUCACCACAGAAGCAAAGGCGUUCAUCCGUCGCUGCUUGGCCUACCACAAAGAGGACCGUGUAGAUGUUCUACAGUUGGCGAGUGAUCCUUUUCUAAUGCCUCAUAUCAGAAGGACAUUGGGCAGUACCCCCCCAGCUGCCCCCCUCCCCUCCACCUCCAGCUGUUUCAGCAGCAGUGCCUCUGACAGAAGAAGUAUGUUAGAAACUGAAUAA
Knipowitschia caucasica is the source of this 2556-nucleotide messenger RNA. The record is from the annotation of a GenBank genome assembly. Lineage: Eukaryota; Metazoa; Chordata; Actinopteri; Gobiiformes; Gobiidae.